Molecule: messenger RNA, 2323 nt
Organism: Microstroma glucosiphilum
Lineage: Eukaryota; Fungi; Basidiomycota; Exobasidiomycetes; Microstromatales; Microstromataceae
Exons: 1
Coding region: 281-2185 (634 amino acids)
Biological process (GO): vacuolar transport; metal ion transport; ubiquitin-dependent protein catabolic process
Cellular component (GO): Golgi apparatus; endoplasmic reticulum; perinuclear region of cytoplasm
Source: RefSeq, a predicted model, not a curated record
GCUUCCGUCACCACUGCCCCCACUAACCUCGACCGUAUCACCACCCAGUAACAUCUUCUCCUAUCCUUCUCCUCCAGGCUACCCUUCCAGCAAUUGCCGUCCUCACUAGACUCACGAGUGCCGGCCAGAUUGGCCUGGCGCCCCUCAGCCUCGCGCCGCCACCAAGUCAACUCAGAUCGCACUUCCCCUCGCUUGCUAUCUCCCCCGACGAUCCAUCCGGGCGCUCGAGUCAUACGUAGCAUCCCCAUCAGCACACCUACCACACGUAACAGCAUCAAACAUGAUCACUCCCUCUUCUUCAUCAUACGGUGCUGCUCGCGGUUCGUCGAUGGCCCGGCGAGCUGAGCUCGAUGCUGCUUUUGGUGAGGAAGAUCACGCCUUUGCCUCCAGAGCAGCCGACGGUCCUCCCGGCUAUGACGCCACUGAGUCUCGCGAAGCCUCUCAAAACGGCAAUGCUACAUCGGACGUCUUCUUCGACGCUGGUGACGCCAUGGGAGAAGAGCCUACCCGGCCGACACCGUCGCAGAACAGCGUUCAUGAUCCUCUGGGGGCGUCUGGGGGAGAUAACGACGACGGAGAAGACAGUCUGGAUGAUGCUACUGCUCACCUCAAUUCGUCACGAUCUCAACGUCCGGCCAAUCUAAGCAGGACCAUCAGUGGUACAUCACAGCGUGGAUACGACUUCGAGAGGCCUUCUCACUUUGGCGCCAACCGGUCUCGCUCCUCCUCCACCGCCAUUAAUGCUUCGAAUGCGACAUCGGCUUCUCCCUACGGUGCAGGAGGCGACGCUAGUACUAGUCGUACCGCCUUGAAUUCCUCUGCACCCUCCAGCAGCUCAUUUCAGGCAUCUUCGGAUGCUAGUGGCAUGGCAAGAGCCCGGCUCUAUCUCGGCCGCUUUGGGCGCUUUGUAGGAAUGCGGGUUCCGGGCGCAGCAUACUCGAGCCUUGCCCAGGCGGAGGCCAACGGCGAGCAAAACCCAAGACGGCGAGUUAUGGGUGGAGGUCUCGGUCAAGAUGGUGUCUUUGCCAAUCUCAAUGCUAAGCCAGAGACCCGCAGACGGCGGGCAAACAAUGGAGGCUCUGAGGACCGUGGAGAGGACGAUGAUUUGGCCGACGACGUCCUCCCGCCCACUUACGAGAUAGCAGCUGCCGACGCUGCCCCUGGCUACUGGGAGACCACAAUUGCUCCUGGUGGUCUGGGAUGGACUCCCGGCGGUGGCAACGUCGGAGACUUGGAAGAUCUCAUUCUGGAAGGCUUGCCGAUCGGUAAUGUCUUUGGCUUUGCUUGGAAUCUCCUCGUCUCAGUGUGCUUCCAAUUCGUCGGGUUCCUCCUGACUUAUCUUCUGCACACCACCCACGCUGCUCGAUGCGGCUCUCGAGCUGGCCUAGGAAUCACGCUCCUUCAGUACGGCUUCUAUCUACGGACGAGAGCUUUGCAACUGGAGGAGGGCAACGAUGGCAAUACAGGUGGAAGCGGAAGCGGAAACGGCAACAACAAUGGGGCCGACCCGUCUCCAUCCACAGACUGGUUUGGUAACAGCAGAGCUAUCAAUGCAGGGAAUGCGGCGAAUGCCACUGCCUCUGCCGAUGGUGAAACAGUGACAGCGUUUGGCUCAAACGGAGGGAACACUUCAGGCGAGCUGAACACUGAUACAAGCGAAUGGCUUGCUUACGCUCUCAUGAUCAUUGGAUGGCUCAUCCUACUGUCCUCGGUCCUAUCCUACUUCCGGAUCCACCGAUGGGGACGAGCACUCAUUGCUGCCUCUAGGAGGGAGCAGGAGAGCACUCGCGCGGCCGAGAACGGCGGCCAGGCCCCGGAGGCGACCGAAGAGAGCAAUGCUCCGAUUGGAUUCAUUCACCGUCUGAGGACUGUCAUGGGCCCACCAGCCUACAGAAACGCCGGCAGGAGUACUGGAACCGGAGAGGAUUGGGUCAUCUACCCAGGGGCAGCAGCCGGGGCGGGAUCUGCAGGUCCGGCGAGUGCAACAAGUCCUCGUCCUGUAACUGCAGCCGGUGGUGUCUCCACUUCCAUCUGGGGCGCUCCUCCGAGGGCCGGGACACUCGCUUACCCCGCCGUGGGCAUGGACGAGGAGCAAGAAGAUGGCGCGGAAGAAGAGGAGGGCGAGCACCUCUCGCCUGAAGAGCAGCGCUUGAUGAGCAAUAUGAGGAGGGCAGGACUGUUGUGAUUAUACUCUUGUUCCACGUUGCCGUGAUACAUCUCCUGUCGUUCUGCUUUCCACUUGUUCAUAUCACUCCAUGACAUCCUUAUCGGCUACUCGCGACCCGAGCCGGAACAAGUCUGCUGCCCUUGCUCCACUUGAUUU